CUCAAACCGGAAAAGGCAGCCCAGCUAAAACCAAAACAAAGCGAACUGCUGCCAAAACUAAAUACUGAGAUGGUCUUUAUAGUUUGGCCAUUUUAACUUACCUAUACCUGCACCAUCGCAUAAUUUAGAAGAGUGAAACUUGUGAAAGAUGCCCUGUGAAUCAGACUCAGAAGAAAACCCUCCUCGACUCCCACCAUCAAAAUGGACACUGCGCAGGAACCUGGUGGGCUUUUGGCUAUUUGGCCUGUGCAAUAACUAUCCGUACGUGAUUAUGUUGAGUGCUGCGAUGACCAUUCUCCACGACAAUGGGCUGCCCUCUGGGGAUGUUCAGACUAACACAAGUUCCAAUAGUUCAAGACACCUGCACUGUAAUCCAAUAGGGACAGGGGCAGUGCUGCUGGCUGACAUUCUCCCAGUGAUUAUCAUCAAAGCCACAGCUCCUUUCUUCAUACAUAGAGUACAGUACAAUGUCAGAGUGGCAUUGGUAAUCUUGUUUGGUGCUGCCAGUUUUCUCACAGUUGCAUUUUCUCUUGAAGUAUGGCUAUCUCUUCUGGGUGUGGUGUUUGCCAGUGUCAGCGGUGGCUUGGGAGAACUGACUUUCCUGCAGCUGACAACUUUCUAUGAUGUGCACACAGUGUCAGCGUUUGCCUCAGGGACUGGAGGGGCGGGGUUAUUUGGAGCCCUCUCUUAUGCAGGACUAAGAACUGCCAAGGUGUCGCCAAGGAAUUCUAUACUCAUUAUGCUCGUUAUACCCGUUGCCAUGGCAGUAGCUUUUUAUAUCAUUUUGGUCAAGCCCCCUCAGCUUCGGGGACAUUGUUUUGGUGGUAGAGAGUAUAGUCUUCUAGCCCCGGGUCAGGAGAGCAGUAGUUAUCAGGAAUCUGGGAAGACUGGUGCUGCUAUUUCAAGGUACACAUUCAAGGAAAAGCUUUUUCUUAUAAAGCCCCUGCUCAAGUAUAUGGUGCCGCUGACGUUGGUCUAUUUUGCUGAAUAUUUGAUCAACCAGGGAUUGUAUGAAUUAGUGAACUUUGAAGACAUCUGGCUUACUAAUGAUGAGCAAUACGAGUGGUACCAGAUGGACUACCAGCUGGGGGUGUUUAUUUCCCGGUCUUCAGGCAGUUUUCUUCCCAUUAACAGACUCUGGGUACUCCCCAUACUACAGUUCGUAAACCUGGGUGUAUUUACCUCAGAUGCUAUACUUCGUUACAUGCCCAGCAUCUGGAUCGUACUGGUGCUGAUUUUCUGGGAGGGACUGUUAGGUGGCGCCGCCUAUGUUAAUACAUUCCGUAAAAUCAGAGAAGAGAUCCCUGCAGACCAUCGGGAGUUCAGUCUGGGCGUGGCAUCCCUGGGGGAUGCUCUAGGGAUAGCUGUGGCUGGGAUGGUCUCUAUUCCACUUCAUGUUAUAUUGUGUGAUAAUGUGUAGGUUAAGGGGUCUGCAGGUGCUUCUUCUGGAUUCCACUUCAGCAUUUCGUGGGAAAAUAUCAUGAAUUUGAUUUUACUGCCUUUCACCAUACAGUUGCUUUAUGAAAGAAAAAUGUAUAUUCCAACUUUGAAAUUAUAUUUAACUGUAACCAUCUGUAACCAAAUGAAUGUUAUAUUACUUAAAAUAACACCUGGAACAUUAUAGAGUAAUACUUAAAGCACUCAAGCACAAAGGUCUGAAAUUAUCCUCAUCUUAUGAGAGGUGCAUUGACAGCUGUAUAAUACAUAUGCAACAUAGCACCAUUUUUCUUUUACUUUUUAUGUGCAGUUUUAUAUCAAAUUGUGUUCAAAUUUCACUGUUGAACCUCAAAAUGUAUAAGAAUCUCUCAGUCUCCUCACCAGUUUGAAUUUGUGAGAGCAAUUUAAGACAAUUUUGUCAUUUUUCAUUAAAUCCCGUACAUACUUGGUGCUAGGAGAGUAGGGACCAUUAAUGAAAUCAGGUUUUGUACAAUAACGUAGCAUCAUCGUUUAUUUAAACUGUAAUGGUUACAUCACUUUUGGAUAUAUCAGGUGAAGACUACGUAUUUUACAGCUAAAAUGUCAGUGGUUGUGGUUUCAUUUUUAUCAUGAUGCACUCGCUCAACAUUUAUAAAAUGAAUAAAACCUUUUAUUACAAAA
Molecule: messenger RNA, 2097 nt
Organism: Lingula anatina
Lineage: Eukaryota; Metazoa; Brachiopoda; Lingulata; Lingulida; Lingulidae
Product: battenin
Biological process (GO): lysosome organization; regulation of intracellular pH
Cellular component (GO): lysosome; membrane
Source: RefSeq, a predicted model, not a curated record